UGGUAAAGUCAGUGAAGGUCUCGCAAGCUCUCGCCUUUGCGGUGUCCACAUCCGUCGCUCGAGCUCAUCCGCUGCUCAACAAGUGAGACGGAGCUCUGAGAGAGCUUCGGCGAGCAUUUCACGGGAAUGAGCAAAAAAACCAUCAUGGUGUCGCAAAGCGACAUGCCAUGGAUCCCUAUUCUUUGCGAGUCAGGCAACGUCGACAUGCAACUGGUCGAGGUUGAAGAAGAGGAGUACCUGAAGAAGCAGGCCGAGUGGCGGGAGCAGCAGAGACGUGAAGAGGCAUCCACCCAGGCUGCGCUCGAGGCUUCUGGGCUUGACCCCAAGACCGGCGCCCUUUUCUUCAAGACGUUGCAAGGAGAUACGCACGUCCUACCGUAUGAGGCCUCGAUGACCGUCAUGGAUCUGCGAACACGGUUGAGCGAGCGGCAAGGCGUGCCCGCGGAGGGUCUGCGGCUGAUUUUUGGCGGCUUUCAGCUGGAGCCGAGCCGCACUGUGCAGGACUAUAAUAUCCCAAAAAACUGCACCAUCCAGGUCGUGCAGCGUGUGAGGGCACCCGAGCCAUUGCAAUGAACGCCAGUCAAUCUGUACAGUGCUACACGGCCUCACCGCAACGAGCAACUGCUUGGUGCAAGCACACGUUCCAACGUCCGGCGUGCCGAAACGCGCCUUCAGGGAGAGGAUGCUUGCGGCAGGUCAUUCAGACAAUGUCUGUUUGUCCUGCCAGGAGAAGGUCUGACAUCAGUUUCAGGAAUUGAGGGCAUUUGAAUUUGAAUAAACUAUAUUUCACCAGCUGCACUUUUGACUUGCUCCUUGACCAAGUCCAGGUCCAAAUGGAUUACUUCUUCUGAAAUAGUGUCAGUGAGUCAGCUCCUAGCGCGUUGUUUUCUUCACUGCGCAUUCGUUGCCAGAAAGCUGCGCCUCUCACAGCGCGC
Messenger RNA from Effrenium voratum, 935 nucleotides. The record is from the annotation of a GenBank genome assembly. Lineage: Eukaryota; Dinophyceae; Suessiales; Symbiodiniaceae.